Messenger RNA from Triticum turgidum subsp. durum (durum wheat), 3486 nucleotides. NCBI's taxonomy places the organism in Eukaryota, Viridiplantae, Streptophyta, Magnoliopsida, Poales, Poaceae. The record is from the annotation of a GenBank genome assembly.
AUGCAGGGCUUCCCCGGCGGCGUCCCCGAUCCGCAGCAGCUCCAGGCCACCAUGCUCGCCAUCGAGCAGGCCUGCUCCCUCAUCCAGGUGCACAUGAAUCCGGCUGAAGCGGAAAAAGUUCUAAGUUCACUCCAUUCAUCUCUGAUGCCUUAUCAAGCAUGCAGAUUUAUUCUUGAGACAUCCCUAAUGCCAAAUGCGAGAUUCCAAGCUGCUGGAGCAAUUGGUGAUGCUGCAAUAAGGGAGUGGGGAAUUUUAACAGAUGACAACAAAAGAAGCCUAAUACUAUAUUGUUUGAACUACGUUAUGGAGCAUGCAGGUUCCCCUGAUGGCUACGUGCAAUCAAAAGUUUCUGCUGUGGCAGCUAGGUUACUAAAAAGAGGCUGGCUUGAGUUUCCGGAUCAAGAAAAAGGUGCUAUCUUCUUUGAGGUUGAACAGUCCAUCCGGGGCAUGCACGGGCCUAAUCGACAGUUUGCUGGGAUCAACUUCUUAGAAACCUUGGUUUCAGAGUUUUCCCCUUCAACUGCUUCUUCUAUGGGCCUGCCUAAGGAGUUCCAUGACCAAUGCCAAUUGUCACUUGAAGUGAAGUUUCUGAAGGACUUCUAUUGCUGGGCACAAGCUGCUGUAUUCAAUACCGCAGACAAAAUCUUGAAUUCAAAUGUAACUAUACCCGAGGAGAAAGCAUGUUCGGCGGCAUUGCGCCUCAUGCUUCAAAUUUUAAGCUGGAGCUUCAAGCCAACUUUGGAACAUGAGAAUUUAGAUGCCAAAAUAAAAUCUGGUUUGAGGAGCGAUGCCAUAAAUCUGAGGAAAUUCGAACGUUCAUUGGUGAAGCCAGGGUCUUUGUGGACUGAUAUUCUUAUAUCAAGUGCACAUACUAUCUGGGUUUUGAACUUCUAUACUACCCUGCGUCAGAAGUACUCGUAUGAUACACUAUGGGGUGAUUCUCCUAUUGCUGUCUCUUGCAGACAGCUCAUAGUGCAAUUAUGCUCCUUGGCAGGCGCUGUUUUUCCUAAUGAUAAUGGAGAUGCACAAAUUGAACACUUUAUGCACAUACUAUCCGCUGUUAUCUUGUGGAUUGAACCUCCGAAUGUCAUUGCGGAAUCAAUUCGAAAUGGAGGAAGUGAAAGUGAGUUCAUAGAUUCUUGCCAUGUCCUGCUUUCAGUGGCAUCUUUGACUAGUAGUUCACUUUUUGACAACCUCCUGAAAUCGAUAAGGCAAUAUGGCACAAUUAACCUGCUUUCUGCUUUGACAUCCGAAGCUGUCAAGUCUGUUCUGGAUAACCAGAAUGAAGAAGAAACAUGGGGUUCAGAUGCUCUAGAUAUAUUGUUAGAAACAUGGAAUGUUAUUCUGGGGGAAGCUUGUGCUGAUAAAAGUCCUAUGUCAGCUGAUGGAGCACUUGCAGCUUCAAAUUUGUUUAAGAUAAUUGUGGAGUCACAUUUGAAGGCUGCUGCUGAUUCUGCAUUUGAGGAUAGUGACGAUGCUGAAUACUUUCAUGUUUCUGUUUCAAAGCGUGAUGAGCAGUUGGCCUUGUAUGCUCUGAUUGCACGAGCAGCUGCUGACACCACCAUACCCUUUCUUGAGCAACUAUUUUCUGAGCGAUUUGCACGGCUAAGCCAGCAGAGAGAUGUCGAAAAUGAUCCCACUCGAACAUUGGAGGAGCUGUAUUGGCUGUUGCUGAUUACCAGUCAUGUCCUAACUGACUCAGGCGAAGGAGAAACACUGCUUAUUCCUGAAGCUUUGCAGGCGGGAUUCACCAAUGUAGUUGAAGUAGCUCAACAUCCUGUAGUUACGUUGUCAUGGUCUAUAAUAAAUUUUUCAAGGCAAUGUCUAGACCCAGGAAUUAGAGGGAGGUACUUCAGUCCCCGGCUCAUGGAGGCGGUGAUUUGGUUCCUGGCCAGAUGGGUUGCAACCUAUUUAGUACCGCUUGAUGUGAGUAGAGAAAUUGACAGUGUGGGUAGACAUGGAUCCCAGCAUUCUAGAAAAUUGCUAAACAGUUUUGCGUGGGACAAUAACCAAGGGGAGCUUGUUCUUGAUUUUGUUGCUCUCAUGUCAAUGGUGGCACUUACUACAUAUCAGGGCGAAAUUGAGCUGCAGACACUUACAUGCCAAAAACUACUUGCUUCAGUUGUUCGACGGAAACACACAUGUGCUUAUGUUGUUCAGUUGGACUCAUGGCGUGACCUUACAAGGGCUUUUGCAAGUGGGCGUUCUUUAUUUUCAUUGAGUGGACGUUUACAGAGAUCUCUAGCAGAAACACUUGCAUGUGCAGCUUCCUGCAUCAAAGAUCCCGAAGCAUCUGUGCAGUAUUUGAGAGACCUCAUGGGACCAGUCGCAGGAUGCCUAGUAGAAAAUGCUAGUAGGAGUGAUCUUAAAUCUGUUGCACAUCAACCAGAUGUUAUCUACAUGGUCUGUUGCCUAUUGGAACGGCUAAGAGGAGCUGCUAGAGCUACUCAGCCUCGCACUCAAAAGGUUCUGUUUGAGAUGGGUCAUACUGUGAUGAACUCACUCUUGACUCUUCUGGAGGUGUACAAAAAUCAGUCUGAAGUCGUAUACAUGAUACUCAAGUUCGUGGUUGACUUCAUUGAUGGUCAAGCUGUAUUCCUGGAUGGUAAGGAGACAUCAGUUUUGAUGAGCUUUUGCUUACAUCUGCUCCAGAUAUACUCCUCUCAUAAUAUUGGAAAGGUAAUGCUCUCGCUUUCUUCAACUCUGCGAAGUGAAUCACAAUCCGAAAAGUACAAGGAUCUGCGUGCUUUGCUUCGGCUUUUAACAAAUAUCUGCUCAAAGGAUUUGGUGGGUUUCUUAUCUGAUAGCAACAUUGAAGGCUCCCCAGAUAUUGCAGAGGUCAUCUAUGUUGGUCUUGAUAUUGUGACUCCCUUGAUAUCUUUGGAUCUUCUCAAGUACCCUAAACUAAGUCGUGAUUAUUUUGUACUUAUGUCACACUUGUUGGAAGUGUACCCUGAGAAGGUUGCUCACUUAAACAGGGAUGCCUUUGGAAGAAUUACUGGUAGUCUUGAAUUUGGCCUGCGUAAUCAGGAUGGCGAUGUUGUUGAGAGGUGCCUCACAGCAGUAAAUGCCCUUGCCUCGUACCAUUUCAAAGAAAGAUUUGGAGGCAGAGGAGGGCUUGGCUCGCAGGUUAUGGAAUCUGAAGGAUCGAAUGGCAAACUUCAGGAAAGCAUAUCAAGUCACUUCUUGAGGCUUCUCCUGCAACUACUUCUGUUUGAAGAUUUUAGAAUGGAACUAGCAGGUUCUGCUGCAGAUGCUUUGCUUCCUUUACUUUUUUGUGAACAGGAGUUAUAUCAGAGACUGGUCCAUGAGUUGCUUGAGAAAGAGCAGAAUCCGACUAUAAAAUCAAGGCUGGCACUUGCUUUCCAUAACCUGACAAGUUCAAACAAUCUCUCAAGCACCCUUGACCGGCCAAACAGGCAGAAAUUUCGGAAAAAUCUCCGGGUUUUCUUAGGCGAGGUCUCGGGCUUCAUGCAGAUAAAGUAG